Chenopodium quinoa (quinoa) is the source of this 2423-nucleotide messenger RNA. Its product is annotated as DEAD-box ATP-dependent RNA helicase 16-like. Gene Ontology annotation, molecular function: nucleic acid binding; ATP binding; RNA helicase activity. The transcript has 15 exons. NCBI's taxonomy places the organism in Eukaryota, Viridiplantae, Streptophyta, Magnoliopsida, Caryophyllales, Amaranthaceae. The record is from RefSeq and is a predicted model, not a curated record. The coding region runs from base 122 to 1867 and encodes 581 amino acids. Gene Ontology annotation, cellular component: nucleolus.
UUGGCCCAAUCAGAAAGCCCUACAAUUUAAGUCUAUGAACAAUCAUUCCCCCUUUUCUCCUAAACGCUAAAACCCUAAACCCCCAUUCUCUCUUCUCUCGGGUAAUCUCUCACCUUCUUCAAUGGAGAAUUCAACAACGACUCAGAAAGAAGAAAUUGAAGUAGACGAAGAUAAUCAGAGCUUUGAGGAGCUAAGUUUGGACCCUCGUCUUCUUCGAGCUCUUAUUAAGAAAGGAAUCGAAAAGCCAACACCAAUUCAGCGUGUCGCCAUUCCUUUAAUUCUCGAAGGAAAGGAUGUGGUUGCCAGAGCUAAAACUGGGUCAGGGAAGACAUUUGCGUAUCUACUUCCAUUGCUCCAGAAACUAUUUUCGGAUUCCAGCCCGAAUAAUCGUCUCGGUCCUGCCGCAUUAGUUCUUGUUCCUACUCGCGAAUUAUGUCACCAGGUUUAUUCAGAAGUGACGUCUAUUAUAGAAUUGUGUAGAGCUCAGUUGAAAGUUGCUCAGCUUACUAGCACUAUGUCAACUAUUGAGAUGAAGCAGGCUCUGUCAGGCCCUGCGGAUAUUCUGGUGUCAACACCUGCUUGUGUGCAUACUUGUUUGAAAGCUGGUGCUCUUCAACCAAAAGCCAUUCAGGAAUCGCUUUCUAUGCUCGUUCUCGAUGAGGCAGAUCUUCUGUUGUCUUACGGAUAUGAAGAUGACCUAAGAUCUCUUACAGCCCAUGUCCCUAGACGUUGUCAAUGCCUCUUGAUGUCUGCUACAUCAAGUGCUGAUGUUGAGAAGCUGAAGAAACUUAUUCUACACAAUCCCUAUAUUUUGACUUUGCCGGAGGUUGGUGGUAGCAAUGAUGAACUUAUUCCUAAAAACGUGCAACAAUUUUGGAUUUCUUGCAGUGCUCAUGAUAAGUUCAUCUACAUUCUUGCUCUUUUAAAGCUGGAAUUGGUUCAGAAGAAAAUACUCAUCUUCACUAAUACAAUCGACAUGGGAUUUAGGUUAAAACUCUUUUUAGAAAAGUUUUCAAUCAGAUCAGCUGUUCUAAAUGCUGAGUUACCUCAGAAUUCUAGGCUUCAUAUGCUUGAGGAAUAUAAUGCAGGACUCUUCGAUUACUUAAUUGCAACUGAUAUCAGCCAAGCUGGAAAGGAUCAGGAGGAUAGUGAGAAAAAAUCGGAAGGAAAAAAAUCCAACAAACGCAGGAAGCCAAAAUUGGAUGCAGAAUUUGGUGUGGUGAGAGGCAUAGACUUUAAAAAUGUGCACACGGUUAUAAAUUUUGAGAUGCCUCAAAGUGUUGCUGGAUAUGUGCAUCGAAUUGGACGGACUGGAAGAGCUUUUACUACUGGAGCAUCUGUUUCACUUGUCUCUCCAGACGAGAUGGAAGCUUUUGAUGAGCUAAAGGCUACAUUAGCAGAGAAAGCAAGUGAUGAUACCAACUAUAUUGCUCCAUUUCCCCUACUCACAAAGAAUGCAGUGGAAUCAUUGAGAUAUCGAGCUGAGGAUGUGUUCAGGAGUGUGACUAGUUUUGCUGUACGAGAAUCUCGGGCUCAAGAUCUAAGGAACGAGAUGCUCAACUCUGAAAAGUUGAAAUCCCAUUUUGAGGCUAAUCCUAGAGAUUUAGAUCUUUUAAAGCACGACAAAGUCCUCAGCAAGAAGGAGCCUCCGGCGCAUCUGCGUGAUGUUCCUGAAUAUUUAUUGGACCCAACCACACAAGAAGCAAGCAAGAUUGUCAAACUUGCUCGAGCAGCAAUGGGUAAUAGUAGAAAACCUGGACAACAGGGUUUAAAGAAAAAAUCAAGGAGGAAGCGAGAUCCCCUCAAGACAUUAUCAGCCGAGGGACCAAAGCAACGGAAAAGGGUGAAGAGGAACAAUCAGAAAUGACCAUGAAUUUAGUUGAGAAAUGGUUCCAAUUUUGGCAUCAUACUAGACGGGUUAUACGAAUAUUGAUAUGGUAGGGAAAUCAGGGUUCUCAACUUGGCGGGAAAUACUGCUGAGAAAUCUAUACUCCAGUUUGAACCUGCUGAUGCUUCUCCAAAUCUCUAGGCAGAGGAACCAAAAGUCUGCUCAUAUACUCUGAAUUUCAGAUUCGUUUUGUUAGUUGUAGAGAAAAAAUGUACUCCCUCCAUCCGAAAAAUAUAUAUCACUAUGAUAUGCAAUUCGAAGUUGUAUAGUGACAAACUAAUUUGGAUGGAGGUAAUAUUUAUUCCCAACCUAAUGCUGGUGUUUCUCUAGGUUUUUUGAACCCAAACGGGUAAUAGAUUUAUUCACCAAAUUAUACAAGAAAUUAUGACUUCACGGUAUCUGCUAGCCCCUCUACGUUUCUUUAGGCCUGUAUGCAUUUGAUUUCCUUGAAAUAUGUAACAUAUUUGCCCCAUGUAAUCAUUGCGUAUACUCCAAAAUCCAAAUCUAAUAUAGACUUAAUCACUUAAUCGCAGCA